GGGAGGGUGAAUGAGAGAGGUUUGAACUCGGGAGCUUGAGGGUUGAGGUGAGACGCCAUUUUUUCCGGUGGAAAAGUGGAGGAGCUAAAAAGUUGACGGUGAGUGAAGAGUGAGUGAAGUAGAGAGAAGUGAAGAGUGAAGAGUGAAGAAAGAGUGAAGAAAGAGUGAAGAGUGAAGAGUGAAGAGUGAUGGUAAAAGGAGGUGAAGUGACUAGGUAUAUAUAGAAAGUACUAGCUUGUCUAUCCUUUUGCAGUUUUCACUUUCACUCCGUCAUUCUCAUUCUUCUUUUGGAACGUUUAUUUACUGUACAACAUAUUUUAUGAAUUAUAGUACAAAUCAAUCAAUUUUAUUAAUUUGCACUUAAGGGUUUAAUUACAUUAAACUUAAUGAUAACGUUUGUAAUGAACUAAUGAUACUACUCCAACACUUUUAAUUAGGUUGGAUUAGUAUUAAUUUUUGUACUUUGUAUUCUCGUAACUCAUAAGCAUUGUUACGUCCUCGUGUGCUGGGCCCCUCGUGUCAAAACCAAAAAAUUUUACCGUCUUUAUGUGAGAGAUCCAUACUGACUGUUCUACCGUUGCAAGGGAUGAGGUCCCCUCCUUCUAGCGCCAAUUGUUCCGGGUGUGGAAUGAGAAUAGCUGACUGUGGGAUACUUGAUUCCUGUUGAGAGUGCCGGUUGAUAUCUGCACAACAGAAUGGAUUAACUAGCCUCGGGGGUGGUUCGAGGAUUCCCCUUCCGAUGCUUAAGUAAGAUUACUGAGGGAUUAAGAAGUGAUUAAGAGAUAAUCAGAGAGUAAGAAAGAAGUGUGUUUAAGUGUUUGUGUACCUCAUAGCAAUAAAUGAGGUGCUCCUUAUAUAGACCAAUCCAAAGGUACGAUCAGGUGGGUCCCUUGUGGUUAGAUAGCGACCUGUUGAUAGUGAUCAUUGGUUGGUUGUCUUCAUGAUAACGCCGGUAGGGGUAUUGCAAAUAUUGACGAUAGGUGAUGUUUACCUAAGAUGACCAGAUUACCUGCAGGUUAAGUUUACCUACGGAGAGUUCUGCCGAUACCAAGUGGUACCGGUAGGACAUCCCGUACACUACCUGAAAAUUUAUUGUAUUUGGAAGAACACAAAAUCCAUUUGACAAGGACACUAGCCCAAAUUCCACUUAAAGUUAAAAAAUACUCGUACUAGUACAAACAAACAAAGGAAGCAAAAAUAGAAAACCCUAUCUCUCAUUCACUUUUGCCCUUAGUCGGUCAUUCUCUCUCAUCACCGUCACUUUCCUUCCUUCAUCGUCCCUCCCAAAAAAACAAACCCCCACCAUUUUCUCUCUCCUUAAGUAGCAACAAUGGUGGAUUUACAACCCAUUUUAUUACCCAAUAACAACAACAUCAGCAGCAACACUUCUAAUCAAUCCAACUCUUCUUCAUCUUCCCCGACUUCAAUUAUUCCUUCUUAUUUACCCAGUUUCGUACCUCAUCUUCAACUCCCUCAACUUCCAUCUCCAUCCCUGUUCCCCCUUUUUAAUUUCCAGGAACCCAUGGCUUUUUUUCCGGCCUACCCCACUCCUUACUUCUACUAUUAUUAUUACUUCAACCCUACUCCGAUAACUAUUUCUGUCCAGCCUCCGCCUCCACCACCAUCUCACGGUGGUUUCCAACUUGUCCCCGCUGUUGAACCCACAAUCGAAAUCGCCGAAAGUCACGGCGUUCGUAUUCAAACACCAUCUGCAUUCCGAGGGAAGCCGAAUAGGUGGACCGGGUAUAAAAGACGGGCCAGGAAAGAAUGGAAACCCAAGCAGCAACAAAAUUCGGGUCAUGCAAGUGGGUCCCACAAUUCUCCUCCUCCUCCUCCUCCUCCAUCACCUCGCCGUCUUCGUCUUCCACGGCCAUCCUCUGCUGGACACUUGGCUAUGGUUGUUGCUAACUGUACUACUGUCAUGGUUAAGAACAUUCCUAACUCCAUCAGUAGAAGUGCAUUGAUUAAUGAGCUGGAUAGCCAUUGCCGGAUGCAGAAUCACAAAGCAGCCUAUGAUUUUCUCUACCUCCCCUUCGAUUUUGGAUAUAAGCUGAAUCUGGGGUAUGCUUUUGUUAAUUUCACUUCUGUGGAAGGAGCCUCAACUUUGGCCAUUGCCUGGAAUGGCAAAGGCUGGCAUAAGUCUCCUAAAAUUUGCGAAAUAACUCCUGCCAAAUUGCAGGGGUUUGAAAUGUGUAAGAGACAUUUUGAGGUUUCUGAAUUCCAAUGCUACACGGCGGACUUUCUGCCGGUGGAAUUCUCGCCGCCCCGAGACGGCUUUAAUGGUAGUGCUUGCGAAAUGACCACAAUCGGUAGAUACCGCGAUGCAAAUGCCAAGAUUUGGAGGUUAAAAACUGUCAUUCCACCACGGAUAAGUCACUGAUCUUCCCUUUAAAUCAUGACUAAUUCUGUUUACUGUGUUGUUGUUGUGUCAAAAAUUGUCAAGUGUUGUUGUAGUAGUAGUAGUAGUAGCACUAUUCCCAUCUUAGUUUGUUGUGAGUUUACAUGAAUAAGAGGGUGUCCUGUGUUUUCAUUAUCUCCCUGUGGUUGAGAGAAUCAGCUGGCCUUGGGUGAAACGGAAACACGGGUUUAAGCAUAAGUUAGCCAUAAUUUCUGAUUUACCUUAUGUAGUUACCAUUAGGAUAUAUAGAUAGAUAAAACGAUGUACAAAUAAUAGGCACAAGUAAUUAACUUGUGCUUAUGUUGUGUACUAAUAUGUACCACUUAUAUCAUUAUAUGUAAUGUAAUGUGUACUAGUUACCCAUGCUAGAUCUUUUAACUGAUUUUAAAGCUUACAUAGAUAAUUACAACUAUA
Messenger RNA from Spinacia oleracea (spinach), 2812 nucleotides. RefSeq names its product protein MEI2-like 6. Gene Ontology annotation, molecular function: nucleic acid binding. The transcript has 4 exons. NCBI's taxonomy places the organism in Eukaryota, Viridiplantae, Streptophyta, Magnoliopsida, Caryophyllales, Amaranthaceae. The record is from RefSeq and is a predicted model, not a curated record. The coding region runs from base 1331 to 2380 and encodes 349 amino acids.